This is a messenger RNA of Colletotrichum truncatum, 3987 nucleotides long. Its product is annotated as polyketide synthase. Gene Ontology annotation, biological process: secondary metabolite biosynthetic process; fatty acid biosynthetic process. Lineage: Eukaryota; Fungi; Ascomycota; Sordariomycetes; Glomerellales; Glomerellaceae. Gene Ontology annotation, molecular function: oxidoreductase activity; fatty acid synthase activity; 3-oxoacyl-[acyl-carrier-protein] synthase activity. The record is from RefSeq and is a predicted model, not a curated record.
AUGGGAAGCAGUAUUGAUACAGAUGGUCGUUCCAUGGCCAUCAUUGGGCUAUCCUGCAGAUUUCCCGGUGAUUCAAAGUGCCCGAGUGCUUUCUGGGAGCUCCUCUGCAAAGGAAAAUCUGCGUACUCUACCGUCCCAAGAGACAGGUUCAACAUCAGUGCAUUUCACUCUGGGCCCCAAGGUGGGCUUAACAAAUCUCGCACCAACGGAGGUCAUUUUCUCUCGGAUGACAUUCGGCAAUGGGACGCCAACUUCUUCGGGGUUACAGCCGACGAGGCUUCUGCCAUGGACCCUCAGCAGCGGCUGAUGUUAGAGGUCGCGUAUGAGGCGUUCGAGAACGCGGGGGUCACGCUAGCACAGUUAAACGGCUCUGAUACCGGCGUCUGGAUGGGCGUGAACAGUAAUGACUGGCGCGAGACUCUGUUCCGUGACCCGGAAGCAGCCCCUUUGCACACUUGGACAGGCACUGGGCCCGAAUACAUAUCUGGGAGAGUGUCAUGGUUCUUCAACCUCCGGGGGCCCUGCAUGACGGUCAACACAGCUUGUUCGUCUAGUUUAGUGGCAUUGCACGAGGCAAGAAAUGCCAUAAUCGCAGGUGACUGCAAGAUGGCCAUUGUCGGCGGCGCCAAUCUCAUCUUCAAUCCCGAAUACUUCCUCUACUACUCCAACCAGAUGUUCCUUUCACCCGAUGGCAAGUGCAAGAGCUUCGAUGCCGCUGGUGACGGCUUCGGUCGCGGUGAGGGUCUUGGUGCCGUCAUCUUGAAACCGCUGGCUGACGCAUUGCGUGACGGUGAUGCUAUUCGAGCCGUUCUGAGAGCCAGCGGUGUCGGCCAAGACGGCUGGACCAGCGGUAUCACUCUUCCUAAUGCCGAAGCCCAAGCCGGCCUUAUUCGUUCCCUGUACAAGGAAGCAGGGCUCUCAACGAGUGAAACCGGGUUUGUUGAGGCUCACGGCACGGGUACUAAGGUUGGCGACCCAGCGGAGCUUGAGGCCAUCGCCGAGGCGCUGGAUACCAUGAACGCUAAAAAUGACCUACUUAUAGGGUCUGUGAAGACGAAUAUCGGUCAUCUGGAGGCCGCAGCCGGAAUUGCCGGUUUGAUCAAGGCAGUCUUGAUGUUGGAGAAGGCACAAAUACCACCGACUAUUGGUCUCAAGCAAUUGAACCCAAAGAUCAAGUGGCAAGAAUGGAGAAUGUCCGUGGCAGAGGAGCUCAUGCCUUGGCCAUCCAGACCAGGAGUACGACGCGUGGGCAUCAGCUCCUUCGGAGCCAGCGGCACCAUCGCCCACGCCGUGCUUGACGACGGUGAUACGUAUGGCAGACUCCAAGCCGGCGUCAUCGGCAGGUAUAAAGGUGACUCUGUCAAGACUGAGCUACAGCUCAUCGUUAUCAGCGCCGGCGACAAAGAGGGUAUCAUACGCCAGGCAGCCAGCUUGACCAAGCAUCUCCGCGAGUCACGAGCUGAAACCCGCUCAUCGCUCCAUGAGGGGGCGGCAUACCUCAAACGGUUGGCCUUCACGCUCGGGGCCAAACGAGCUUCAUUAUUCUACCGAUCCUUUUCAAUAGUGUCAAGCAUCAAAGACUUGUGCAACCAACUUGCGCCUCAGCAGCCAAGAGAGGACAAAGGAGACUCGGCACAGGAACUCUCGGUACGCCGAGCCGCUGUAUCCGCGGCAGACGGCAAGCUACGCAUUGGCAUGGUCUUCACAGGCCAGGGCGCCCAGUGGGCACGAAUGGGCACGGAACUGCUCAAGUACGAAGUAUUCCGGCAGAGCAUCGACAGAGCUGACGACUUUCUCCGCCAGUCGCUCGGGUGCAAAUGGUCGGUGUAUAACGAAAUGAGCGCCAGCGCGGAACACUCCAACAUCAACAAGGCCGAGUACAGCCAGCCGCUAUGUACCGUAUUGCAAGUGGCGUUGGUGGACCUGCUGGCGUCGUGGAAUAUCACACCCGCCGCCGUAACGGGCCACUCGAGCGGAGAGAUCGCGGCAGCGUAUGCCUUGGGUGUCUUGUCGGCGGAGGACGCGUGGACGACCGCCUACUGGCGUGGAAACCUUGAUUCCAGGUCCAAGCAGCCUCGAGGUGCCAUGCUUGCCGCGGGAAUGUCGCAGAAUGAUGCACAAGCCCUCGUGAGCCGCGUUCCGCGGUCCGACGGGGUGGUUGUGGUCGGUUGCGUUAACUCGCCGUCAAGUGUUACAUUGUCAGGCGACGAGAAGGCCGUUGAGACAGCCGGAGCUCUUCUCUCCGAGGCAGGCGUCUUCAAUCGCCGGCUGAAGGUUGACGCGGCAUAUCACUCACCUCAUCAGGCCCGCGUCUCAGACGAGUACUUCAUGCGCAUCCGCCAUAUCAAGCCUCGCCCAGCACAACCAGGGCGUGUCAUGUUCUCCAGUGUUACUGGUAAAAUGGUACAAAGUCAUCAGGACCUUGGCCCAGCCAACUGGGUGCGUAAUCUGGUCUCGCCAGUGCUCUUCGCCCAGUCGGUUGAGUCUAUGCUGCGAUCCGAAGAAGCAGGUAUAGAUGUGCUUCUCGAAGUCGGACCGCAUGGAGCACUCGCCGCCCCGUGCCAGGGUACUAUGUCGAGCUGCGGCAUCAUCCUGGACUACUUAUCAGUGCUCACCCGCGGUGAAAAUGCCGUGGCGACAAUGCUGGCCGCUGCCGGAGCUUUGUGGGCCCGGGGCGCAAGUGUUGACAUCGGCGCCGCAAACGGGACGGAGCAACCUGGGUCGCCCGGCUCCCAGCUGCGCCCACUCACGGAUCUGCCACCGUACCAAUGGAACCAUGCGCGGUCAUACUGGAGUGAAUCACGUAUGGCGGUGGAAUACCGCAAUAGAAAGCACCCGCACUACCGGUUUCUCGGGGCUCCUCUGCCUACUCUAGUCGCAGGCGAGUACAUAUGGCGAGCGUUCAUCAGGCCCAAUGAGGAACCCUGGCUACUAGACCACAAGAUCCAGGACACCGUAGUCUACCCCGCGGUGGGAUACAUAGCCAUGGCGGUCGAGGCGGCGCGGCAGCUGGCCGCGAUAGACGAGCCGGACGGCCAGCGGAAGGUCCGCGCGUUCCGGCUCCGCGAUGUGGAGUUUCUGGCGGCCACGGAGCUUAUCGAAAACGAACCUAUUGAGAUGACAAUAUGUGCUCGUCAGACUGCGCAGGAUCGACCUAGCGCGAUGGCAAGCGUAACACCGGGCUGGUAUCACUUCACUAUAUCAACCUGCACCGAUAGACAGACAGUUCGGAAAACCUGCGUGGGAUUUAUCACUAUCGAGCACGAUCCUACCCCAGAGUCGCCGGAGGCACAUGAGCUGUCUGAAAUGAACCGUGAGAUCCGUGACCGGUUCUUCGAGGCGCAGGAGGCUUGCCGCCAGACAAAAGAACCCGAAACCCUCUACAAAGAGCUUGCGCGUAUCGGGCUCCAGUUCGGACCAGCGUUCCGCAACAUGUCAUCCAUCUGGAUGGGAGAGUCGCAGAGCUACUGUACUGUUAACGUUGUCAACCCUUCAUCUGAACGAGACGGCCCUUCUGUAGGCAUAGGAGACGAAGCGGAGCGCCCCUUCAUAAUCCACCCCGCCACCUUUGAUCCCAUCACCCAGACUAUCGCGCCGGCUAUGGGCCUCCUUUCCCGGACUCCGGUCCCCACAGCUAUAGACGAGCUACUGAUUUCCGUCGAUAUGCCUUACAAGGAGGGCGACAGGCUUCACGUCUUCUCGUCUGUGGUUCCUCGUGCCAAUCACGACCUACUGAGCGACAUAUACGCUCUAGAAGAAACUUCUGACCGGCCCGUGCUAUCGCUGCGCGGUUUCAAAGCAGCCCAGUUGGCCCCUCGCGAAGCUGACACUAGUCUCGAGAACGCACAUAAGAUUUGUGGCCGCAUCUUGUGGAAGCCGGCACUAGAUCUCUUGCUGCUCUCCCCAGAUCACCUCCGCCAGUAUCUUUUACACGCUUCUGUCCAUAGUCUCAGCGUCACCGACAAACUUCUCAGAGAAGUAAGUUAA